Molecule: messenger RNA, 480 nt
Organism: Alternaria atra
Lineage: Eukaryota; Fungi; Ascomycota; Dothideomycetes; Pleosporales; Pleosporaceae
Exons: 1
Coding region: 1-480 (159 amino acids)
Source: RefSeq, a predicted model, not a curated record
AUGGCCGAGCUAGUGCAGAUGAUCGAUAAGAACGUUCUCGCCGAACGCGCCGACGACGGUGAAGACGAAAUACCCACUAUCCUUACGGGUGGUGCGUCAGAAGCCCGGAUUGCUACUCUCGAAGAACGCCUGUCCUCGUCCCAUACAGGAGACGACCCCGAUGAUCCAUGGAUCGCGCUCCCCAGUGGAAAGCUUCCAGACGACUAUAAAGGCUUCCUGCGCGCGAGAAACGGUAUCGACGAAGACGUCACCACCGAUGGACGUUGGAUGGUGGACAUGGAUUACACCUUGUUCCCCAUCGAAGGCAACGAAUACUUGCUCUACGGUCAAGACGGAGACUUCUAUGAGAUCAAACUAGGCGAGUAUACAUGCUUUAAUAUCGGUACGGGUGACCACGAAGGUAACGUCACGCUUGUACCUCCUACUUCGGUAAGACCUGUCAUCGAUAGUUUCGAGAAGACGUGUGCGGAGGCGAGUUAG